ACCUCUAAUUCCAAAAGUUACUGUUGUAUUGAUUUUGUGAUACCACGUGACUCUUCCGCACUGUCACUUGUGAAUUAAUUUUGGUUUUUGAAAAAAAAUGAAUUCAAAUAAAGUCACAAUUAAAUUAAAAAUCCGCAGAUACGAGACUGGACUCCCUGAAAUUACUGAAAAAAUAAUGGAAGUCAGUCCAGAUUUGGAAUACAAUGCUUUGAAGAAGGAAAUUCACGACAUUUGUGAGAUAGGGCCUGAGGAUAACAAAGUAAUCAAACUGCGACGUGAUGACGAGGUCCUGAUCCCUCUCUCAUUCUUGUUGGAAUCAAGUGAUCCUGACAAGUACUUUUUCAUUGACAUUUGCAAGAUUAAUUAUGCAAAUAAGGCAACAGCCAGCCUCCUCCAAGACGCAUACAUCGAUUCCGUGUGCCAAAAACUACGCAACAUGGAAUCACGCAUUGUCAAAGCUGAGUUGUUGUUGCCUCAGUUGGAGUGGAGGCGACAGGCGCAUAUGGAAGAAACCGUCGAUUCGUUGUCAAACAGGGUGUCUUUCUUGAACAGGAGGUUCGAUGAGCUGUUACCAGCACAGUGGAGGUCAAAAAUGCCGCAAACUAUGGCAUAAAUCAUUUUCUUCCAUUCUAAUCAAAGUGACCAAGUUGCAUUGCCAACUUAGUUUAUCAUAGGCCACUUGAUGUAACUGAUAGCCCACGUUUGUGCUAUUUUGUGUGAUUAAAUUUGGCUGUUCUUCCUGUUUCACUUCGAUACUAUUUACUAUUUCCAGAGUUAGUACAAAUUAUACUAUAGUUAGAAUCAAAGUUUACGUCAUUACGAAUAAAUAAACAGACUUACCUUUA
Tribolium castaneum (red flour beetle) is the source of this 845-nucleotide messenger RNA. RefSeq lists its product as hypothetical. The record is from RefSeq and is a predicted model, not a curated record. Bases 98 to 613 code for a protein of 171 amino acids. The transcript has 4 exons. NCBI's taxonomy places the organism in Eukaryota, Metazoa, Arthropoda, Insecta, Coleoptera, Tenebrionidae.